Penicillium vulpinum is the source of this 633-nucleotide messenger RNA. RefSeq lists its product as uncharacterized. The transcript is spliced from 3 exons. Lineage: Eukaryota; Fungi; Ascomycota; Eurotiomycetes; Eurotiales; Aspergillaceae. Bases 1 to 633 code for a protein of 210 amino acids. The record is from RefSeq and is a predicted model, not a curated record.
AUGGUUCUCAUUUCUUCUAAGACCCUUAUCCAGAUACAUGCUGUGUGUCUGCUUGUGGUCGCUGGCUACCUGGUCAAGAGUCCGGAGGUUAUUACGGACUGUGAUCUAGUGUUUAUGAUGGGAGAAGCCUUGCAAAUUGACUUUCCAUCCCUGUCAAGCCCGCAACAAUCCCCCUUCACCUUCUGUGCUAUACUCCUCUUCGUGGAGGCCCUUAUCGACCUCGUCCUGCUGUCCAACAUCCCAUUCCAUGAAGCCCUCGAUGAAGCUCUCCCCUAUAUCCGGCCGUUGCGAAACGGCAACCUCCCCGCCGAGGACCUACAGGUUCUACAGCGUCUGCCUGAAUAUAUCACCAAGUCCUUGACGGUUUACUGGAGCGUUUGGGUCGCAGUUGCUGCGUGCCGUUUUGCUGUGUAUGCCGGCAUUGCAUUCUUUAUCUACCAGGGCAAAGGUGAACACCUGGCCUCAUCUUAUACAAGUGCUGCGAGUAUUGGAGGCUUGAAUCGCCUGAAGAACCGGGUGGUCUUCAGCUUUACUUUCUUCGAAAUGAUGUUUUGGUUCUGGACUUUCACCACCCUCCGUGAGGAGCGCCAGGAACGCCUGACCAAGCUGCUAGAGGAUACCCGUGAAAUGUGA